CGCAGUUCGCGGCAAAUUUAAGAAGUCAGCUAACAGUACACGAAGACGAUAGCAUCUGAGCAUGAUUGAAUAAAGGAUGAUGAGACAAAGCCAUUGGAGAGACAGGGUAAAAAGAGUGGAGGAGUUGGCGCAGUCCUUCCACCACUGCCCCUUGUCCUCUCCGUACAAACCCCGGCUAUCGCGACCAUGGCAACCGUCAACCGUGUGGAGGCUCUUCCCCCGUCAAAGUGAGGCCCUCAUCUUUGGCCAGAGUUGCAAGCAGGAUGUGCACGUGUUUGCGCUGGAGAAGGAACAUGCGAAGAUGGGCCACAGAAUAUACCUGGUCACGAGCUAUGCUGAGCUCUGGCAUUACUACAAGACUUACAGACAGUCCCUGAUGCACUGCUAUGAGGUGAUUCCAGAAGGUGCUGUGUGCAAACUCUACUUUGAUCUGGAGUUCCACAAGCCUUCAAACAGAAGCCUUGAUGGAAGGAAGAUGGUGGUGUUGCUCAUUCAGUAUGUGUGUUGCAAGCUGGAGGAGGUCUAUGGUGUGAAGUGUUCCAGCAAAGAUGUCCUGAAUCUGGAUUCCAGCACAGAGGAUAAAUUCAGCCGGCAUCUCAUAUUCCUUCUCCCUAAUGUGGCUUUCAAGGACAAUACUCAUGUUGGUCAUUUUAUCAAUAAAAUCUUAAAGCCAGUCCUAGACGUGGUGCAGAAGAGGAGGAGCGGUCUGGGGGCAGAGGAGAACACACAUAGUGUGGUUGAGGAGCAGCUGGAUAGUCCACAGGCCAAAAGACAGAAGCAAGGAGAGGAGGACCUCCACUUCCUGUUGGUUAAAGACAAAGAGGGGCGGGACCAGCUCUUUGUAGACCUCGGUGUCUACACCAAGAACAGAAAUUUCCGCCUCUACAAAUCCUCCAAAGUGGGGAAGAAUGCCGCCUUCAAAGUGGCAGAGGACAAUGCUUUUGUUGCAAAACCAGACAAACGCGUAUCUGCAGAGGAAAGCAUAUUUCUGGCCUCCUUAGUCAGCAAUGUAAGUUUCACAGGACAGAAGAUUCUGACAUGUGAAGCCCCCCUGACAAAGGAAGCUAAAUGCCUUCUGUCCCCUGCACCGCGGUCCUCCUCCGAUACCUCAGACUGUAUUGGUGGAUACCAGCACUCCCCUUACAAAGAAGUGGAUGACUUUGUCCUCUCUCUUGUGACCAGAGAUGGUGUUAAUGGAAGUAUUAGACGGUGGAGCUACUUCGUCUCUGAGCAGCUGCUGGUGUACGACAUCCUGAAAUACAGAUGGUGUCAGAACGUUGGCAGGUUCCACAAGAGCAACAACAUCAUGAUUUUGGUGGACCUUAAAGAGGAGGUGUGGUACCAGAAGUGCCAUGACCCUGCGUGCAGGAGUGAAAACUACCGAUCUUCAAAUUACCCGCUGCCGAAGGAGAUCUGUGUCAGCUACUUCAUGAAAGAGAGCGAGGAGGAGGAGGUGGGGUACCAGAUGGACGAAGAAGGGAACAUAGAGCCCAGCCAGAAGCCAGCUGCAGCGGAGCGAGGGGGCAGGGGGUCCACGCUUACCCCCUGCCAGGGCGACGACUGGGCUGACGACCAGGCCUGUGUGGAGGCGCUGGAGGAUGCAGAGAGGGGCGUCUCCAUGGAUACCCCCCAGCACCACGCCGACGAUGUUCCGGACGGACUUCUGCUCCAAAUGCUGGCGGAGUACGAGUCCCCGUGAGACCAGGCCUGUGAUUCCACUGACCCGGCUUCGCUGAAGGGCACCUACACCUGAGGCAAGCUGGAGGCUUCACUGACUAGCCUUAGCUGCAGGGCAGGUAGAGCAUACCUGCAGUGAGCCACAGACAUUUCCACAGAGCCUCCUUAGCUGUAGGGGGAAUUAACCCGAGAGAAUGUCUCUUGGCCCCAAAGCCAGUCAUAGUUCCUUCACUGUGUAAAAUGCCAAAGACAUGAAGCGUCUCUGGUGGUGGUUAACCAUGCCCUGGUUAAAUACCAUCCAUAGUUCACCCUCAAAAGUAAAACGUUAACCCCUUGUGCUGCAUACUAGGUCAGCACACAUCAGAUGUGGUCUUUAUUCUAGUCUCUCCUCAGUAAGACUAAAAAAGCACAGAUGGCAGGACCCCUGUUGUUACCUAGCCAGCAAAUACACAGAAUUGGCAAGCGAUCGCUCGUUCAUUUACACACAAACGUGACGCAGGCAGCCACACUACCAAAACAGUGUGAAGCUUGCGGCUGUUCUGGGAUCAGCUGCAAAGGCAGACGGCCAUAUGGAGUCACAUCAGAGUGGCACACCUACAGCUGAGGCUGGGUCAGUGGAAAUGAAGAUACCAGCUGGGGUAUUCCUGUGUGGGCUGGAGAAGGGAGUAUUUUAUCUGGUGUAUUUAGAUGGUGUUUCACACACCCUAACUGGUCCUACGGUACUUCCACCCCCACAUUUGCACAGGGUCUACCACGAAAUGCAGGAUUUUUUUUACUGGAUGUCAUUUUCCUCAUUUUGGCAUUGCCAGCUGAGCCUUAAGCUCGCCUCCUUAUGCAGGUCCUGCACUGAAACACCAUGCUUCAGCACUUUCUGGCUAUAACCCUCCGAUUCUCUCUCCUGUAACCUGUGGCUGUUUUUCAAACUACAGGUCCCAUAAUGCACUGCAGGAGGACCAAUGCCUUUCAGUCAGGAUAACAGCAUUGCUUCGGCACCUACUAGCUGAUGGAAGCCCCAUCUACUUCAGCAGAAUAGAGGCAGUUAUGUCUCUCCACUGUGGUCUUUAUCAGCUAAUGAUA
Megalops cyprinoides (Indo-Pacific tarpon) is the source of this 2754-nucleotide messenger RNA. RefSeq names its product primase and polymerase (DNA-directed) (gene primpol). Bases 77 to 1699 code for a protein of 540 amino acids. Gene Ontology annotation, biological process: error-prone translesion synthesis; response to UV; mitochondrial DNA replication. Gene Ontology annotation, cellular component: nucleus; mitochondrial matrix. Gene Ontology annotation, molecular function: DNA-directed DNA polymerase activity; chromatin binding. NCBI's taxonomy places the organism in Eukaryota, Metazoa, Chordata, Actinopteri, Elopiformes, Megalopidae. The record is from RefSeq and is a predicted model, not a curated record. The transcript is spliced from 14 exons.